AAAAUUUAUUAGCAGCCCAGCCCAAAGCCCAAAGCCAGAUGCGCUCUUAGCGAACCGGAGAUAAAGAAAAUCGAAGAAAGAGCUCGCGAUGAAGGCAAGAAGCUGCCGACGAAGAGCGAACACCAAGCCGCCGCGCCGCGCGUCCAGCCGUCCUUCCUCUCUGGCGCAGCCUUGCUGACCUGUUGCAAUGGAUGUUAUUUUAUACUUUGUACAUUACAUAUUGGCCCCCGCUGGAUGGUAAUGCUAGAUCCGCCCUGGACGCUGGACGAAGCUCUAUUAACAGGAAUAUCUCUCUUCUGCAAAGUGAAAAAUAAUUAUUGAGAGAGGAGAAGCUCGGACCAUUUCUGUAGCCUCUGUUGGAUUUACUCUGUAAAAUGGCAGUUGAAUUUGGGAGAGCUCUUCCACACAUUCUGAUUGCGCUUGCUUUUCAUUCUACCAUCUGUGUAUGCUCUUCAAUUUCUUAUCAGGAUACUGACAACAACUACAAAGUAAACUCUAACAAACACAACUCCAGUUUGUUGCCUUGUUAUACAAGAUACAUCUUAGAGUCUUAUUUCAGAGAGUAUGAGAGUUGCAGUGAUUCCAAUUUCCAAGAGUAUAUGGUGCAUAAGAACCCUUUUGGGUCAGAAAGAACAUUUGGGAGGCUAUGGAACUUUGAACGCCGUCUGAUUGGAGAGGGUUCUCAUCGCCGCCUAUCUUCAUUUAUCAGAUUCAGCAUUCAUCAAGAUUGGAUAGCUGAUAUUUCCUUUCAGACGUGUGAGGUCAUACUCAUUGAGAAAUUGCCUCUUGGGGUUUUUGCAGACCCUUUCGAGCUUGAGCAUCUUCUUCAGCGUGGAGGUGUUCUCCCUAUUGUGCUUUAGAAAUUUCCGAUCAAGUACUCAGAGACGGUUUUGUUUUUGGAGAUGCAAAUUUGGAAUUGCCUUCUUUUCUUUCCAACCAGUCAAUAGUUGAAGUUCACUUAGAAGCAGCCUUUGAUGAAUUGGCACAGAAGGAGAUUGUAAAAGAGUUAAAUGUAGAAAUCCCGAUACAUGCACGAUAUUCUCACCACGAAGAAAGCGGAUAUUCAAAAGUCAGAUUUGGAGUUGCUGACUUAUUUCUUCGGUGCAAGAAGCAAGGGGAGUCAGCUGCUGAAAGCUGUGUGUUAAAACCUAUGGGUAGCAGUGUGAGUCUGAAAGAUGAUGAAAUCGUGUGGAGCAUACCAGCAGGUAUGAAGGCACAUUCAAGUAUUGUAUCUGCUGUGACUUUUACAUCCGCACUAUUAUCAGCAGUUGGGAUUAUUGUGACUUCCUUUCGAAGCAAUCCUAAUUAGUGUAGUUCUAUAAUUUAGUACUGCAAAGAAUGCAGAUAAUAUAGGUACUCGCCCCCCCCCAUUGAUUUCCUUCUCCUUUUUUUGCUGUUCUUUUCCCCUUGUCAAUCCAUCUGAUGCUUCAGAAUCACUGAAUGUAACAUCAUCCAAUACUGGGCCUUUUGUUAAUAAAAGAUUU
Cuscuta epithymum is the source of this 1484-nucleotide messenger RNA. NCBI's taxonomy places the organism in Eukaryota, Viridiplantae, Streptophyta, Magnoliopsida, Solanales, Convolvulaceae. The record is from the annotation of a GenBank genome assembly.